This is a messenger RNA of Olea europaea var. sylvestris, 1278 nucleotides long. RefSeq lists its product as uncharacterized. NCBI's taxonomy places the organism in Eukaryota, Viridiplantae, Streptophyta, Magnoliopsida, Lamiales, Oleaceae. The record is from RefSeq and is a predicted model, not a curated record. The transcript has 4 exons. The coding region runs from base 1 to 1278 and encodes 425 amino acids.
AUGAACUCUCCAAAGGAAAGGUAUCCAGCACAACUCACAUGGGGUGGAGAAGGUGAAUGUUUCUACGUUGUUGGCAAUGGAGAAUUUGAGGUCUUCGCCACGCAGGUGCUAAUACAUUUUUUUUCCUCCUCCCGAAGAUAUCCCACAGAUCUAGAUUUAUCUCACCUAGAGGAGCUAUACUGGGGGUCAGGAAAACGCAUAAUGCUGCUUGGUCACAGCAAAGGUGGUGUUGAUGCUGCAGCUGCUUUGUCAAUUUAUUCGCACGAAUUAAAGGAUAAAGUUGGAGGAUUGGCAUUGGUGCAGAGUCCUUAUGGUGGUACGCCUAUAGCGUCUGAUAUUCUCCGCGAAGGCCAAGUGGCUGACAAGGAAACCCGUAAAAUCAUGGAGUUUCUAAUAUGCAAACUGAUUAAGGGUGGAGAAGGUGAAUGUUUCUACGUUGUUGGCAAUGGAGAAUUUGAGGUCUUCGCCACGCAGGUGCUAAUACAUUUUUUUUCCUCCUCCCGAAGAUAUCCCACAGAUCUAGAUUUAUCUCACCUAGAGGAGCUAUUCUGGGGGUCAGGAAAACGCAUAAUGCUGCUUGGUCACAGCAAAGGUGGUGUUGAUGCUGCAGCUGCUUUGUCAAUUUAUUCGCACGAAUUAAAGGAUAAAGUUGGAGGAUUGGCAUUGGUGCAGAGUCCUUAUGGUGGUACGCCUAUAGCGUCUGAUAUUCUCCGCGAAGGCCAAGUGGCUGACAAGGAAACCCGUAAAAUCAUGGAGUUUCUAAUAUGCAAACUGAUUAAGGGUGAUAUACGAUCGUUGGAGGAUUUGACGUAUGAAAAACGCAAGGAAUUCAUAGGAAAACAUAAACUUCCUGACGACAUUCCUCUCAUCUCAUUCCAUUCUGAAGCAAAUAUUGCACCAGGUGUUUUUGCCUCAAUGUCCCACAUUGCACAUGCAGAACUUCCCUGGCUUCCUUGUGCUGAAAAUGCUGUCCUAGCAGGGCGUAAGGUGCCCGUUAUGGUUCCAGUUUCUGCUGCCAUGGCGCUCUGUGCAUUCCAUCUGCAAUUAAGAUACGGGGAGAAGAGCGAUGGUCUUGUGACAUGCCGUGAUGCGGAAGUUCCAGGUUCGGUUGUGGUUAAAUCUGACUGGAAACUUGAUCAUGUGUGGAUGGUGUACUCAUCUUGGAAGAGGGACCCUAGUAAACCGGAUGCCUGUGAAAUGUGUGAAGCCCUGCUGACCAUGCUUGUGGAACUAGGAACCCCAAGUCAGAAGGCAAAGCAAUCUACAAACAGUGUGUGA